AUGUCGCUCCGCCUCGCUCCCGCGCCGUCGCCAGGGGCUGAGCCUCCCCGCCCCCGGGCCCAGUCCCGGUUCUUCGGGCGCCUCUUCCAUAAUAGGGCAGCGAGCCGCGGGAGAGCUCGGGGCGCGGGCGGGGCCAGCGCCCGAGGAAGGCUCGGCCGGCGCAGCCAAUCGGGUCGCGGGGACGGGCGCUGGGCAGGCGGCGGCGCGGCGGGGCGCGAGCGGGUGAGCUGCGCGGGGCUGCCGCGGGCGCCGUCCAGGAUGCGCCGCGGACUCGGCGCGCCGGCGCUGCUCCUGCUGCUCGGGCCGCUGCGCUUCUGCCCGGCCGGCGGCCAGACGGGGGAUGGCUGUGGUCCCUCUGUGCUGAGGCCUAACAGUGGAACGUUGGCCUCCAAGAACUAUCCUGGGACCUACCCCAACUUCACAUCCUGCGAGUGGAGGAUCCACGUGGCUAUUGGGAGCUACCUCACCCUGGUCUUUGGAGACAUGGACAUCGAGGCCUCAGAACAGUGCAAAUCUGGCUUCCUGUUGCUUUCUUUCAAUAGCUCCAGCUAUGGUCCAUACUGCAGUAACUCAAACCCACCCCGCAAGGUCUUGGUGGUGAACACUAGCUCAGUAACCAUCUUGUUCAACAGCACGGUGCACCGCUCGGGACGUGGCUUCCUCCUUUCCUAUGCCAGUGGCAACCAGCCAGAUCUGAUUUCCUGUUUGCAGAAGGGAAUCCAUUACAGCAAGGAACAAAUCAGGGCGUACUGUCCCGCAGGCUGCAAGGAAGUGACAGGUGACAUCUGGGGCAAUGUGAAGCAGGGCUACCGAGAUACCUCAGUUCUCUGCAAAGCUGCUGUCCACGCGGGCCUGGUCUUGGAUGAACAGGGAGGACAGGUUACUUUGUCACAAGCAAAGGGGAUCACGCUGUAUGAAUCAUCCUUUGCCAAUGGACUCUACUCAAAAAGGGGACCCUUAUCUGAAAAGCGCCUCAUCUUUCACAAAGCCUGCGAUGGAGUCCUGGAAGCAUCCGGCUUCCAUGCAUCCUCCUUCUGGCACGAACAGAAUGCCAUGGGGGAGAAUCAGGCCUGGGCGGCCGAGCAUGCUGCUUUCAACGGUGGAGGAAUCUCCUGGGCAGCAGAUCAGAGCUCCACGGAAGAGUGGCUGGAGGUAGAUUUGGGUGGAAAGAGAAACAUCACAGGGAUUAUAACAAAGGGGUCUUCUCAUAAAUAUAACUACUACAUAAAAUCUUACCAAGUCCUUUUCAGCCGUGAUGGGAAGAACUGGAAAGUCUACAAGUCCAUCGAUGGUGAGGAUAAGGUCUUUGAAGGAAAUAGUGACAGCCACCAAGAGGUCUCCAACACCUUCAUCCCACCGAUCCUGGCCCGUUACCUGCGCAUAACACCUCAGAGCUGGAACCAGAGGAUUGCGCUGAAAGUGGAGCUAUUGGGAUGCCAGGUGGCACGCAUCAAGGCAAUGCGCCCAUACAGCGAUAAUGGAAUCCGCAGUAGCCCCAAGGAGCUCCCUGUGCUGACCAGCAGACCUGCUGUUUUCACACCAAACCCUGGAAUUGUCAUCAAUUCUGAGAAAACAGGUCCUCCAGUACUGGUGAUGUUGCUGAUAGGGGGCUUUGUGCUCUUCUCCUCUGCUCUUCUGCUAUUGGUUUUCCUCUGCCUUAAGAAGAGGAAGACAGCGGUAGAUCAGGACUGUGGCCUCAUAAAAGUUUGCCCAACGUCAGAGGCCAGCCAGAUCUGCUCCAGACAUAGCCUGCAACUGUCUGCUUCGGAAGUGGCCUCGUUCCCUGGGGCAGGGGCCUCAGCAGACCUCGAUGGAGUUCCGUCACCAGAAUAUGCCGAGCCGGAUGUGGUCCAAGUCAGCUCCACCAGCCAGACAGUUCCAUCCACAUUCAAGCCUGACCCAGAUGAAGGCUACACGCUCCCCCUAGUGGUGAAUCACUAUGACGUGCCCGGGAAAUACCACGAGUAUGCUGAACCCUUGCCCCCAGAGCCGGAGUAUGCCACGCCAUUCGUAGAGCAGCCCACUGAGCCAGAGGGGGCUGCUUUCCGGAAGAACUUCUGCAUCAUCAAAGUCAUUCCCUCCUCCCAAAGCCAGCCAGGCUCACUGAGGUUGCCGGGGUGCCCUGAGCCCCAAAUGCAAUACGACUUCCCUGCUCCACGGCCUGCGGAGAAGCCAGACGGCGCAGCAGGUGAGGGCAGUGUGCUGGAGGGCUCGGCUACAGCCACCCCCAGGGAACAACAAGGCGGUUGGACUCUGAGCACAAGAGGUGAACCCCCUGCUACACAGCCGGCUGCCUCUCUGCAAGGGCACCCCAUCCAGCUCAGAGACUCCCCCCUUGCAUAUGUCUACCACGAGUCCUUGUGAGCCACACAGAAAGAGACCUUGUGCCCACACAUCUGCCCAGGAGCACCACUUGCAAGCAGAAGAUCCUCCAACCAAGGGCUGUUUCUCUCGCCAGCAAAGGGAAGUAAGUCCAGGAUUUUCUGGCAUCCGUGCUCUGCUUUGGAGGAGUCUUUGUCCUGAACUCCUGGUGGAUUUGGUUGGGAUUUCCCACCCACUCCCUUGACUUUAGAAAAUACCUCCAUUGGAGGCUGUACUCAGAAACUGAAUCAUGUUAUUCAGCGCGGCUUACUCGCAGAAAAGUGUCCUCACGUCCCAUUGUGCACCCUGUUGAACUGAGUGAGCCUUCCUUCUGAGGAUACAUGCUUAAGACUGCACGGGAAUUGACCCCAGAGAUGGGGUGGGGCAGAAACCACAUGUAUAUGUACGUAGUAUAACCUGACUUUGCUCUUCUAGUUAAUUUUCGGGUGAAUAACAGACAUCUAUAAUAUAUUUGCACACACAAUGGAUCCUGCACUCCCAGUGUGGAAGGAAAAAGCCAAGCCUGAUUCAGCGGCAUUCACUAAUGUCCACGUUCCCUUAUUAAAAACUUGAAGGCGUUUUGUAAACCAAAUCAGACUUUUUUUACCACUGCCUGCUGUGGGCAAGAUUCCUCUUUUCAACAUGCCUGGUUCACUUUGCUUUCAGACUCAACGGUGAAUCUUUGUUUUUUCUCUGUGUCAAAAAAGGCAUCCGCUUUGACAUGUGAUUGAUGUAUCAAUGAUUGACAUACCAUCACCUGACAUACCGUGUUGAGUUACAGUGGUACGCUGGUUAGGGUGUCAGACUAGAACCAAGGAGAGCUGGGUGGGUUCAAAUCCUAAUGGAGCCAUGAAGAGUCACCUGCUUUCAGUCUAGCCUUCCUCAUACGGCUGUUAUGCACAAGGGUGAACCUCCCAAAUGCCACCCUGAGUAGCCAGUGGGAAUUGCCAGCAGCGAGGUUUUGGAACAAAUAAAUCCUUCGACAUGUGUUACCAGGGCAGGGAGGGAUUGGAAUAGCCAUAUUUUCCCUCAAAAUACUGCAUAUCAAAGCAGACCGAUCUCCACAGCUUUGUGAAAAGGAGUACUUUUAUUACAGAAUGUUUAAAGUUUACAAAGGCAGCCCAGAAUCUGGUGGCACCCAAAUGGGAGGAGGGGAGGGCACAGACAUUCAGGCAGCCUGCAACUUAAGCAGCAACCAGCUGCAAAAGCAAAGUUAGUACAGAAGACAUGCAGAGAACUUGAAAAGAGAAGAGCAGGAUACAGGUGGGAAAAGACAAGAGCAGAAAAACAGAAGUGUAGAUGCAGUCGUCUGCUGCAGCAAAGAUAAAGCACCUUAAAGAUUAAUAUGUACAGUGAAAUCCUCAACAGAGUUCCUUCUGUAGAUUUAGAGGACCGCGCUGUGAUUCAGACAGACGCUUCCAUGAGCUAGAGCUCAUGCACGAAAUCAAACCAAGCUUUAAACAUAAAAGGACACAAACAGGCAGCCAGUGUGGUGCAGUGGUUAGAGAGUCAGACGAGGAUCUGGGAUACUCGGGUUUCAUUAUCUACUCUGCUAGAGACACGCACAGGGUGACCUUGGGUUCUCUCUCAGCCUAACCUACCUCACAAGGAUGUUGUUGUGAAGAUAGAAUGGAGGAGUGAAGAAGAAUACUGUAAGGGGCUCUGGGUCCCCACUGGGGAGAAAAGCAGGGCACAGAUGUCUAAAUAAAAUGCAAGGAUAAUAGAAGACCCAGUGUGGUGUCGUGGUUAGAGUGCUAGACUAGAAUCUGGAAGACCCAGGUUCGAAUCUCCACCUGCUAUUGAAGCCUGCUGGGAUACUUUAGGCCAGUCACAUACUCUCAGCCUAACCUACCUCACAGGGUUGUUGUGAGGAUAAAAUGGAGAAGCGGAGAAUGAUGUAAGCCACUGUGGGUUCCCAUAGGGAAGAAAAGGGGGGUAUAAACUAAGUCAAAUGAAGAAAUAAACAUUA
Molecule: messenger RNA, 4330 nt
Organism: Eublepharis macularius
Lineage: Eukaryota; Metazoa; Chordata; Lepidosauria; Squamata; Eublepharidae
Product: discoidin, CUB and LCCL domain-containing protein 1-like
Exons: 16
Coding region: 1-2364 (787 amino acids)
Source: RefSeq, a predicted model, not a curated record